This is a messenger RNA of Anarrhichthys ocellatus (wolf-eel), 3356 nucleotides long. RefSeq names its product telomeric repeat binding factor 2, interacting protein (gene terf2ip). The coding region runs from base 791 to 2848 and encodes 685 amino acids. Gene Ontology annotation, biological process: protection from non-homologous end joining at telomere; telomere maintenance via telomere lengthening. The record is from RefSeq and is a predicted model, not a curated record. Gene Ontology annotation, molecular function: telomeric repeat DNA binding. The transcript is spliced from 8 exons. Gene Ontology annotation, cellular component: shelterin complex. NCBI's taxonomy places the organism in Eukaryota, Metazoa, Chordata, Actinopteri, Perciformes, Anarhichadidae.
UUCGUAUAUUUGUCGCGGCGGAAACUCGCGGGCGAGACCACUGAGGACGUAAACAAACCAACGCGAUUAUUUGUACAUCCAUGAACGCUACAUGGUGAGUUUAAAGUUAAAUAUCUACUGUAAGCAGUGGUUACGUUGUAUGCAACGUUAAUCACAUAAUGGCAUAAUUAGGCUGCAACUCUCUCCAAACUUAAACGGGCUACGUUAAUGCUAAUCUUGCUAACCGGACUUAGCCACAGUAAUCAACGGAAGCCUUUCCUCAAUAGGAGAGUCGUCAAGGAAAACGUAGCGUUAGCUGGAGACGACAGUUGGCUACUUUCAACGUCUAAUUAUGUCAUUUUAAAUCGGGUUAUUAUAUAUGUGUGGCUCUCGAUCGUGUUGACAAUGUUCACCAAUACGUUUUCGGUUUAUUAGUGAUCGUUAGCACAAUUGUGUAUCAUGUAAUGACAUUCAAAACACAAACUUCAUCCUCCAAAAUGGCCAGUUUAAAACUGACCUUCAUAGCCUUCAUGGGUGCAGUGCUGUUGCAUUAGACUGCAUUACGUUUAGCUGUAAAUUUAGCCAUAUAGCCUACAGAAUAAAACAGCUCUUGUCAGAACUAGAACUACAGCAUGGGAUGUUAUAUUUUAUGCCAUAUGCAAGGUUCAUUUUGCUUGAUUUACAGGUUCUGAUGGUACUUAAAUGUUUGUGCUCAUAACGUUAGUUACAUUAUAACAUAACAGCAACUUUAAGAUUUGAUGAGGUCUUCUCUAUAAUUCCCUCUCUUCCACCUGGUGAGACACGUUGAAACAUGACGUCCAAACAGCAGGAUGUGGUCAAACCUGACAUCUCCCCGGUUCUGUUCAUGACCGUGGACGGUGAACCCAUGUCUUUCUUCCUGCGACCGGGUCCUGUCAAAAACAAGCUCCAGCCGCUCAUCACAGCUGGGGCGGGGGUGUUGUGCAAUGUGCAGAAGCCGGGGGCAAUCCUGCUGAUGGAACCAGAGGAAAGAGGCUCUAUUCCUGAAACUAGUGCUCACUGGUUUGUGUCCACCCAGUACAUUCUUGACUCUAUUGAGAAGGAUGAACAGCUGAAUUUAGAGGACUACAGGUUAAAUUCUGAAGUGGUACCGAAACUCAAGAAUAACACAGAUAUCUCAACUGGACUCUUAGGAGGCAGGGUUGCCUACACCGCUGAAGAUGAUGCUGCCAUUUUGACUUAUGUCAGCGAUCACAAGAAACGGGUUGGGGGAAACCGUCUUUGGCAAGAGAUGGAGAAGCAGCGUGUGACCAGUCACAGCUGGCAGUCGAUGAAAUACCGCUACAGAGUGCAACUGGCAGAGAGACAGUCAGAGGUUGUGGAAGUGGCAACAACAGAGGAAGACACCGAGGCAUCAGAGGGUGAGAACAAGGUAGAAGGAAACCAAGAGACGGAUGUUCAAACAACCUCCAUUGCAGAAGAUUCGGCUUCUCCUCAGACACACUCGACAGAAACAGACCUCACACAGAUAGGUGUCCAGUCCAUACCACCCGAAAGCACAGAAACAGAAAUUGUAGACGCUCAAACACCCAUCCCUCCCCAAGAGGAAGUGCAACACGUGGACCCACAGACAGAUAAACAACCAGCUGAAAGCACACAGGUCGAGACUGUAGAAGCUGAAACAUCUUACUCCCCCCAACCCGAGGGACCUUGUUUGGACCCACAGACAGAUGCCCAACCCGUUUCAGCUGAGAGUGCAGAACCAGAAACGGAAGAACCACAAACAAUCAUUUCAAGUGUGCCAAAGGAUUCUCCUCCAGCUGAGCCUGACACCUCAUCUCAGAAAAAGGCCAAAGAGAAGCAGAAAGACUCCCCCAAGCUGGAACAACCACAGCGUCGAGUAACGCGGAGGCAGCUUGUGGUCGAGAUGUCUUCAUUGCCUGAACCGUAUGGCAAAAAACUCAGAUCAUCAACAACUUCUCCAGGGCGAACACCAUCAUCAUCUCCUCAGCCCGCAAAGAAAACUAAAUCAGACGCUAAGUCCGCUCUUCAAAGGGACACAACAGUAGACCAGCCGCCUGCUAAGAGAGCCAGAGGAGAGAGUGUGGCAGAAAGUCAACAGCAGGAGAUGGAACAAGCUGCCGUCCCUGAAACAGCACAAGCAGGUCCUGAGUCUAAUUCAGAGCCACAGAAAGGAGAGAAGAAGAAAGAAAAGAGAAAGUUGGGGAUUCUAGAGAUGGCUUCAAAGGAGUUUGAAGAUGGAAGUGAGUCUGAUGAAGAUGGAGGUCCAGAUCUCCCAACGGCCACGAUACAACCCACAUCAACAGAGCCUCCACUCCCAACUUCAGACACAGCUGCAGAUGUUGUUUCCACGCCGUCCAACCCUGAACAUGGACCCAGCCUCCAGGAGGACACGCAAGAGGCCGAGGCCUCCACCAGCAGCCGCCCACCAAAGACAGGCUGCCCUGAACCUGCGGCCUCCACGGUCCACCUGUUCAUAUUUGACCAUGAAUCUCAGGAGGACUCCGAGUCCAUCAUUGGUGAUAAUCCCGCAGCUCCGUCCAAACCACAGCCAACAGUGAACAAAGGCGCCGCACUGUCACUGACCCAGGUCCAGUUGGAAGAGGACAAGCAGCGAAUCAAAGAGCUGAUGAACCAGACUAACCAGGACUUAGUCAGUGUGACCAAAGCCCUGCUGAAGACCAGCGGAGACUUCUCUGCUGCUCUCCAUCGUCUGUUGAAUCCCUCGUCCAUUUCAGGACCAGUUUGGAAUCGCUGCGACGAUGGUCUUCUGCUCUCAGCUGAUCCCAUGGUCCGACAGCAGCUGCAGGAGAAAUACAGCGAGGAGGACGUGGCCAAAAGAAUCGUGUUCCUCGAGGUAGAGGGAUGAAAAUGAAAGGGAGGAAGGAGGACAUUAGGGGCAAACAUCAAUUGUACUGCCUAACUCGUGUGAGCUGGUUAGCUCAUAUUGGAUUCUUUCAGCAUGAAAUAAUAUUGUGUCCCUUUCCUUUAUUGCUGCUCCUCCUGACUCACUUGGAAGAGAUGAAAUCAGAAACAUUAAACCAGAGGGUUUAACUCUUAAUCGUUUGUGCCAUUCUCUAUACACCUCUGUUUGGGAACAGAAUCUUUUAAUGUGUUCAGAAUGAAAAUGUGUUUUUUAAUUAGUUUUGUUUACUUUCUUUAAAUUGCAUAAAAUGUUUGUCUCAUUUAAAAACUUGCUUUACAUUAUGAAAUAAAUAUCCUGUUUUUUUAUGUAUUGUGUUUCAUCGCAUAUUUGAACAAAUUGCUUUUGAAUGGUUAAAAGAAAAAUGACACUUGAGCCUUGUAUGAAAUCUGUGAGAGGAGGAUCUCUAGAUGUCGCAGAUGAAAUAAAACCUGCGUCAAAAUAUACUAAAUAA